CAGCAGCUGUUGGUGGUUAAAGAAGAGCAGCAGGAGUGGAGCUCCAGUCUGGACCAGGAGGACCCAGAGCCCCCACACAUUAAAGAGGAACAGGAGGAACUCUGGACCAGUCAGGAGGGAGAGCAGCUCCAAGGUCUGGAGGAGGCUGAUAUCAAGUUUCCAUUCACUUCAUUCACUGUGAAGAGUGAAGAUGAUGAUGAAGAGGAAGCUCAUUCCUCAAAGUUUCAUCAAAGACAAACUGAACAGAUGGAAACAGAAGCUGAUGGAGAGGACUGUGAAGGACUAGAUUCAGCCAGGAACUCAGAUCCAGAUAGACAUCCAGGACCAGAUACUGUUGACAAGUCUGGAGACUCUUCUGAACCUGAGACUGAACACAGUGGUGAUUGGACAGAGACCAGAGAACCUCAGUCAGGUUUAAACUCUGUGAAUAAUGAUGAAGUCACUGUCAGUGAAUUUACAUGUAGUACUGGUGAGAAACUUUUUAGAUGCUCUGAGUGCGGGAAAUUAUUUGGCUUCAGGGGAAAUCUGAAGAUACACAUGAGAAGUCAUACGGGAGAAAAACCUUUCAGCUGUUCAGUUUGUAAGAAAUCUUUUACACAUAGUAGAAGUGUACAGAAACACAUGAGAAUCCACACAGGAGAGAGACCGUUCAGCUGCCCGGUGUGUGAGAAAGGUUUCAUUGAAAGUGGAGAUCUGAAGAGGCACAUGAGGAUUCAUACAGGAGAAAAACCUUUCAGCUGCUCAGUCUGUAAGAUCUUUUACUCAGAAUGGAAGUUUACAGAAACACAUGACAACUCACACAGGAGAGAAACCUUUCAGCUGCUUAGUGUGUGGUAAAGAUUUCACUGAAAGUGGACAUCUGAAAAGACACAUGAUAACACAUGGAGGAGAGAAACCAUACAGCUGCUCCGUUUGUAAGAAAUC
Anarrhichthys ocellatus (wolf-eel) is the source of this 924-nucleotide messenger RNA. Its product is annotated as zinc finger protein 79-like. Lineage: Eukaryota; Metazoa; Chordata; Actinopteri; Perciformes; Anarhichadidae. The record is from RefSeq and is a predicted model, not a curated record. Gene Ontology annotation, cellular component: nucleus. Gene Ontology annotation, biological process: regulation of gene expression.